This is a messenger RNA of Acanthoscelides obtectus, 678 nucleotides long. The record is from the annotation of a GenBank genome assembly. NCBI's taxonomy places the organism in Eukaryota, Metazoa, Arthropoda, Insecta, Coleoptera, Chrysomelidae.
AUGGCGUACGUGGAAAAACAUCUCCACGUCACGAUGGAUUUUCAUCCUGCUAACACCCCAAGAGGCAUGACUUGCCACAAAGUGGCAGAUCUGGACCCUAUUCAGCAAAUCUCGCUGAAUCAGCACAAGUUGCAAAUCGUCAGAGAAAAUCAUAAAUAUCUGAACAGUCAUCGUGAAGUUAGUGUUGCAAUCAAACUUGUUAUGGAUGAGAUACUCAAAACAAGACCUUUGAGUAACAUUCCAGUGUUCAUAUCAACGUUUUUCAAGAAAAAUCAUCAAGAAAUUGCAACAAAAAUGCAGGCAGCUGUGGAGAAGCGUAAAGAACAAGAGGAGAAUCAAAGGGUCAAAGAAGAGUUGGAAACACAAACAGGUGUAAAAAUUCACUCAGAACACAGCAUAUUAGGAGAAAUGAAAGAUUUGGAUCAAAUAACUUUGGAUUAUCUUGCCUAUCAAGAUGUUUUAGACGAAGCAGGGGAAUCUGAACAAGCCGAAGAUGACGCAGUGUUCGUUUGCUACGAAAUCGUUCAGGAUAUAGUGAAUGCUGUGGUGAAUCAGGAGAUAAUUUCCAAUGAGGAAUUGCCGUACACCGAGUCUGAUCCUAUGGUGUACUUCCCUCAUUCUGUGAACAACCUUACGCAUUCUUCCAUAGAUCAAGGAUCUAAUUUAGAUAAAAUUUAG